Molecule: messenger RNA, 1062 nt
Organism: Penicillium maclennaniae
Lineage: Eukaryota; Fungi; Ascomycota; Eurotiomycetes; Eurotiales; Aspergillaceae
Exons: 4
Coding region: 1-1062 (353 amino acids)
Source: RefSeq, a predicted model, not a curated record
AUGAAGCCGGAAUUGAAGGCUACAUGGACCCCUGCCAUCAAUGUGUUGACCUUUUUUAUGCUGGUCACCAGCAUAUUGAGUGUCUUCACGCGGCUGGGCACCAAAUAUUUCAUGGUGAGAAAAUGGGGUCUUGAUGACUUUAUGAGUAUCGGUGCAAUGUUCGCCUGUGUCGGACAGUCCAUUGCUGUGUCGAUGGCGACAAAGUCCGGUCUCGGACAGCAUCUGCUUUCUUUGUCGGAUGGGCAGCGAGUGAGUAUGAUGAAAGCCCAAUACGCCGCAAAUAUUCUGUUCAUCGCCAGCAUGGCCUGCUCCAAACUUGCCCUCAUAAUGUUCAUUCGCAGCUUGACACCCGCCACGUUAGACCGACGCUUCGCACUCGGAUUGGGAGUCUUCGUUUUACUAUGGACGAUGGCGGGGGCCUUCACCGCAGCAUUCCAGUGCUCGUUACCGGACACUUGGGAUUAUCUGCAUGGGAAAUGCUUUCACUUGGUCGCUUGGUGGAACUACCUCGGGAUUACCAACAUCCUGUCAGAGGUUGGCAUAGUCGCACAGGCAUUGUUGGUCAUUCUGCGGAUCCAAGCGGACUUCCACAAGAAAGCUGUCCUGGCCUGUGUGUUUCUUCUGCGAGUCAUCGUCGUGGUCGCGAUCAUAUGUCAAUUGGCCUAUGCUCACGAGAAUGAACACACGAUUGAUCCGUCAUGGGAUACAUGGACCGUCGCCAUCUCGACCCAGAUGGCUCAGAGCUUGAGCAUUGUCACUGCUUGUUCGCCCCAGUUCAAACCUUUCCUCGAUAGCCUCCGAUCGUCUGGGAUGAGUCUUGGAGACUCGAGCUAUGAGAGCAAGCAGCGAACGUACGGUGCGACCUCGUACUACAAAUUAUCUCGCGCUGGACGUGCCGGAGACACGCGAAGCGACACCCACGAAUUGGUUUCAAUCCAUGGGGACGGCGUUAACCAUACCACUGUCACUUCAAUGGUAGACUGCGACUCGGAGAGCCAAUCGAGUCAGGCGCAGAUUAUUCGUGAGGUUCGGACAUGGACAGUCACAGCGCAACGAGAGUAG